Molecule: messenger RNA, 578 nt
Organism: Aedes aegypti (yellow fever mosquito)
Lineage: Eukaryota; Metazoa; Arthropoda; Insecta; Diptera; Culicidae
Gene: Bet5
Product: trafficking protein particle complex subunit 1
Exons: 3
Coding region: 107-541 (144 amino acids)
Biological process (GO): endoplasmic reticulum to Golgi vesicle-mediated transport
Cellular component (GO): TRAPP complex
Source: RefSeq, a predicted model, not a curated record
UUGAUGCAAAAUUUCUGGAUGAUUGUCCAUCGAGGAUCUGGAUGAUUUUGUUUUGAGGCAAACAAAAUCCAUUAUAAAAAUAGUGAAAUUCAAUUUUUAAAUCAUCAUGAUCUAUAAUUUAUACAUUUUCGACAAAUACGGAACGCUUCUCUACUAUGGCGAAUGGAACCGGCUGAAACAAUCUGGAAUAACGAAAGAUGAGGAAGCCAAGCUGAUGUACGGAAUGCUGUUCUCGCUGAAAUCCUUCGUUAACAAAAUUUCGCCCAUCGACCCGAAGGAGGGCUUCCUGUACUACAAAACCAACAAGUAUGCACUGCACUUUGUAGAGGUGGCGUCCGGGUUGAAGUUCGUACUCAAUACGGACACGACAGCCAGCGGGAUCAAGGAGUUCCUGCUCCAGCUGUACAGUAAGAUAUGGGUUGAGUACGUGGUGAGGAAUCCGCUCUGGACUAUCGGGACUCCGGUAACAUCGGAACUGUUCAAAACGAAGCUGGAUGAGUUUGUGAAGCAGUCCCCACUGUUCGGACCCAAAGUGAUAUAAAUUCCGUUAAUAUAGCAAUUGAAGCAGUGUUUCACAA